Molecule: messenger RNA, 1780 nt
Organism: Phodopus roborovskii (desert hamster)
Lineage: Eukaryota; Metazoa; Chordata; Mammalia; Rodentia; Cricetidae
Gene: Ms4a2
Product: membrane spanning 4-domains A2
Exons: 7
Coding region: 12-743 (243 amino acids)
Biological process (GO): cell surface receptor signaling pathway
Cellular component (GO): external side of plasma membrane; plasma membrane; Fc-epsilon receptor I complex
Source: RefSeq, a predicted model, not a curated record
UUCAUGAAAAAAUGGAUGCAGAAAAUAAGAGUAGAGCAGAUCUUGCUCUCCCAAAUCCACAAGAAUCCCCCAGUGCACCUGACAUUGAGCUCUUGGAAGCAUCUCCUGCCGGUGAAGCUCUGCCAGGGAAGCCAGCACCACCCCCACCACAGCAGACAUGGCAGACAGUUUUGAAGAGCGAUUUGGAGUUCCUGGGGGUAACACAAAUUCUGGUUGGUUUGGUAUGCCUUUGUUUUGGAACAAUUGUCUGCUCCUCAGUGUACAUGUCAGACUUUGAUGAUGAAGUGCUUCUGUCGUAUAGAGCAGGCUAUCCAUUCUGGGGAGCAGUGCUGUUUGUUUUGUCUGGAUUUUUGUCAGUUAUGUCUGAAAGGAAAAACAGCCUGUAUCUGGUGAGAGGAAGCCUGGGAGCAAGCAUUAUCAGCAGCAUUGCUGCAGGAAUAGGGAUCAUCAUACUGAUUCUCAACCUGAGCCACAAUUCUGCCUAUCUGAAAUACUGUAAGGAUCUAAAUGAGGAUGAUGGCUGCUUUGUGACUGCUUUCAUCACAGAAAUUGUGUCGAUGAUGCUGUUCCUCACCAUGCUGGCCUUUUGUAGUGCUGUGUUGCUCACUAUCUAUAGGAUUGGAGAAGCAUUCAAGAGUAAUAAGGUCACAGAUGAUCGUCUUUAUGAAGAACUAAAUGUUUAUUCACCAAUUUACAGUGAGUUGGAAGACAAAGGGGAAAUGCCUUCUCCGGUUGGUUCUUAAGAAUUAGGGGACCAGAACAGUUCAAUUCAUAGUAGAAUCCUGAAAGACUUUUACAAAAUUAUGGAAAAAUUAGUUUGCUCCACUUUCUGUCAGUUUUACCAUUAUUCUCCCAUGCCAAUGUUUUAGUAGGCUGCCUUUGAUCCUCUAAAUAUCCCCCUUUUGUGGAUAGCAUCCACUCCAAGUUUCUUGUUUUUUGUGUCACAAUCUUACAAAAAUUUGUUCUGAAAAGCCAUCAAGGAAUUAGUUAGCUUUUAUUGUAUGUCUACGACCAUGAACAAAAAGAAAACAAGGAGGAAGUAGGCUGAGAAAUUAACUAAACUUAGAAAAUCAGGUAAUACUUUUUUUUUUAGUUGUUCAUAGAAUUCUCAACAGAUAUAGCUGGACAUGAUAUACAUCUACUAUUAUUCACCCCUACUUAUGUAUGUGUUUUAACAUGAUAUAUAAUUUUUAUAUGGAAAUAUUUUGAGCACCAGUAAUAAUGGCUUUUUCAAAGAUACAACAUUUUACAAAAAUCGUAUAUUUUCUGACCCAUCAGUACAUUCACUAGCAUAGUAAUUGUUCAGUGGUAUUUACCAAUAGAGAAUAGGGAAUGUUAUAAAGUCAUUCAGUCUAAUAUGAUGGAUAGACAAAAUCAAGGGCAUUCUGAGUGUAUAUACCAUUCAGCUAGACACAUGUGAUGAAUGAUAAAUAAAUUGAUGAAGACAAAUUGAAAAGCAGUCAAUGGAAAUGGCAAGAAGUGUUCAUGUAUGUCGAUAGUCUGGGCAUGUAUGCCUAGAAUCCCAGCACAAGGCCAGCCUCUUUACAUAAUGAGUUAGAAGCCAAUCUGGGCUACACAGGAUCCUACAUCAAAGAAUCAAAGAGGAAAUUGGUUCAAGUUGUUAACACCUCAAAAGAUAGUUAAACAGAUAACAUUUGACUGGUAUAUUGAGUGUUUGAGUCUUUAAUAAGACUGAAUAUUAAUAACAUUGCCAGGAAGGGAAGCAGUAAUAUAGAAAUCUGAAUGGUGGAAGAGUAUCAGAGGCAAACUAAAUAUAUAA